AUGCUGGAGGUAUUUUAUUUCGAAUACUGUUACAUACGGACGACAAAACUGACAGUUUCCCCGAAACCUGGAAUUUCGGAAGUGACUCCAAAACCGACUAAAUAUCACUAUUACCCACACAAUCAACAUAUUUAUCUUUUACCGGAAUGCGCCAUACAACAGGUUUGCAAUGCUGUUUACGUUCGAUUGAACUACACUCAACCAUUGUGUGCUUGUCCGUCGCGAAAAGAACCCUGUUCCGCUAGCCUCAAUGCAGAUGAUCAACAUACGACAGAACUCGUGACAGCAAACAGCAAAAAAGUAAUAUAA
Pediculus humanus corporis (human body louse) is the source of this 309-nucleotide messenger RNA. RefSeq lists its product as uncharacterized. NCBI's taxonomy places the organism in Eukaryota, Metazoa, Arthropoda, Insecta, Psocodea, Pediculidae. The record is from RefSeq and is a predicted model, not a curated record. The coding region runs from base 1 to 309 and encodes 102 amino acids. The transcript has 3 exons.